AAACAGAGCACACGAAGCUCAGAGUCAGUGAGCCGCCAUCCAGCAGAGAAGAAGAAGCAGGUCCAGAGUCAGUGAGCCGCCAUCGAGAAGAAGCAGCAGCAGCUCCACAGUCUCCUCCUCGUCACUUUCUCCUCUUCGUCAGCUCCUCCUCUUCACGAUGCUUCGCUCUCCUCUUUCCGUCAGAGAAGAGAACUCCCUGUGCAGUCAGACCGACAACAUGGCGCUGGACAAAGAAAACACGCCUCCCGCUGUGAGCAGCUCCCGCAUCCUGGCGUCGAAAGCCGCGCGGAAAAUCUUCUCUGACGCUGCGCCCAAAGCCGUGAAGAAGAGCAGCGGCGAGGAGGCGGAGCCUCUACUGAAGGACAACGCCAGCCGCUUCGUCAUCUUCCCCAUCCAGUACCACGACAUCUGGCAGAUGUACAAGAAGGCCGAGGCGUCCUUCUGGACCGCAGAGGAGGUGGACCUGUCCAAGGACCUGCAGCACUGGGAGUCUCUGAAGGACGAGGAGCGGUACUUCAUCUCUCACGUGUUGGCGUUCUUCGCCGCCAGCGACGGCAUCGUCAACGAGAACCUGGUGGAGCGCUUCAUGCAGGAGGUGCAGGUGACGGAGGCCCGCUGCUUCUAUGGUUUCCAGAUCGCCAUGGAGAACAUCCACUCGGAGAUGUACAGCCUCCUCAUCGACACGUACAUCAGGGAGCCCAAAGAGAGAGAAUACCUGUUCAACGCCAUCGAGACUCUGCCCUGUGUGAAGAAGAAGGCUGACUGGGCGCUCAACUGGAUCGGCAACGCCAACGCCGCCUACGGAGAGCGAGUGGUGGCCUUCGCCGCCGUGGAGGGAAUCUUCUUCUCUGGGUCUUUCGCUGCCAUCUUCUGGCUGAAGAAGAGAGGCCUGAUGCCCGGCCUGACCUUCUCCAACGAGCUCAUCAGCAGAGACGAGGGUCUGCACUGUGACUUCGCCUGUCUGAUGUUCAAACACCUGCUCAACAAGCCGUCCAAAGAAACCGUCACCGACAUCAUCAAGAACGCCGUGGCCAUCGAGCAGGAGUUUCUGACGGAGUCUCUGCCGGUGAAGCUGAUCGGGAUGAACUGUGACCUCAUGAAGCAGUACAUCGAGUUCGUGGCCGACCGCCUGAUGCUGGAGCUCGGCUUCAACAAGAUCUACCGGGUGGAGAACCCCUUCGACUUCAUGGAGAACAUCUCUCUGGAGGGAAAGACCAACUUCUUUGAGAAGCGCGUGGGCGAGUACCAGAGGAUGGGCGUCAUGUCCGGCCCCUCGGACAACACCUUCAGGCUGGACGCAGACUUCUGAGGACGGAGGUCACGUGUUCCCGCUCCGCAGCAGGACGUCGGUUCUUCACUAAUUCAACUGAUCAGCUGUCCCACAGGAAGCUGGCCUUUACCUCAGCCCUUUCACUCUCAGCAGGAUACAGGCGUGUGUACAUGUGUGGGUUUUACUCUGUACAGGACAUUUUAUUAAUUGACGGCAGUUUCUGUAAAUAGUCUUGUUUUAUCUCUAUUUUAAAAGGUAGAUUUAAGCCCAUUUUUAUGAUAUUUGUCUUGAGCUGUCAAAUGUACAGGUGUAGUUUUAAUGUAUGGACUUGAUUUUUGUAAUAAAAAUUGUAUCAACAAACCUGA
Messenger RNA from Platichthys flesus (European flounder), 1635 nucleotides. RefSeq names its product ribonucleoside-diphosphate reductase subunit M2. Bases 158 to 1309 code for a protein of 383 amino acids. Gene Ontology annotation, cellular component: cytosol. The transcript has 10 exons. Gene Ontology annotation, molecular function: ribonucleoside-diphosphate reductase activity, thioredoxin disulfide as acceptor. The record is from RefSeq and is a predicted model, not a curated record. NCBI's taxonomy places the organism in Eukaryota, Metazoa, Chordata, Actinopteri, Pleuronectiformes, Pleuronectidae. Gene Ontology annotation, biological process: deoxyribonucleotide biosynthetic process.